This is a messenger RNA of Aureococcus anophagefferens, 2202 nucleotides long. RefSeq lists its product as hypothetical. Gene Ontology annotation, biological process: endocytic recycling. The record is from RefSeq and is a predicted model, not a curated record. The transcript has 2 exons. The annotation marks the transcript as partial. Lineage: Eukaryota; Pelagophyceae; Pelagomonadales; Pelagomonadaceae. Gene Ontology annotation, cellular component: endosome.
CGGCUCCAGCAGCUCGAGCAGCAGGCCGCGGGCGUCGCGAAUUCGACCGUCGCGUCCAUCUCCUCCGAGGAGUACGUCCAGCACCUCGAGCGGCUGCGGGCCCAGCUCAAGAAGGCCUGGGCCAACGACGAGCGCGUGCUGGCGCUGAAGAUCGCCAUCCAGGCCGCGAAGCUCCUCGGCGAGACGGCCGCGCCUGCUUUCUACCCGGCCAUGUUCGUGCUCACGUCCGAGCUGCUCGACCUCUUCGGCAAGCUCGUCUACGACCGCAUCCGCGCCAAGGCCGACGCCGCGGCGCCGGGCCGGCGGGGCCUCGGGGCGGCCUUCGCGUCGCGCGACGUCUGCGCGGACGCCAAGGAGACGCGCCGGACCGCGUGCCGGAACUGGUUCUACAAGACCGCGUGCAUCCGCGAGCUCCUGCCCCGCUUCUACGUCGAGGUCGCGCUGCUGAAAUGCUACGAGUUCCUGAGCGACGGCGAGUUCCCGGCGAUCCUGGGGCGUUUAGGGUCCAUCGCGCGCGGCGUCGGCGACCCGCUGGUCGGGGUCUACGCGCGGUGCUACCUCGCCAAGGUCGGCGCGGACGUCGCGCCGGCCUGCAAGCCCUACGCCGUGACCAUGCUCCACGACUACUUGUUCUGCUUCAAGGAGGUGCGCCGCGAGCCCUUCGCGUCGCGGCUCGCGGCGCUCGGCCUGAGCGACGGCCAGUACAUCCGCCUCGGCGAGCCCGCGGUCGAGUGGGUCCUGCGGUGCAUCGGCCGCGGCGCGUCCUACGAGCACUUCGAGACCGUCGUCGCCCACUACCGCGACUACUGCAACGACGCGACGGUGCUGGCCCACAUCGUCGACGCGUUCGACGCGGCGUCCGUCGCCAAGCACCCGCUCGGCGUCGUCGGCCUCGCGAAGCAGGCGGAGCCGUCGCGCGUCACGACGGUGGCGCUUUUAGGGCGCCUGGGCCGGCGCUUCGCCGAGUGCCCGCCGCCGCCGCACCAGCGCCUCGCCGUGCUGAACGAGGUCUGGAAGGUCGCGACGCGGUGCACGGAGCUCGGCGACUACGUCGCGUGCGCGACGGCGUGGCUCGACUGCCUGCUGAAGCACUACGGCGACCGCGAGGUCAAGGUGCUCUUAGGCGACGUCAUCGACCACGUCGACGCGGCCAUCGCCGAGGGCGUCCUCGGGCCGAACCGCGCGGGCGGCGACGGCGACGGCGCCGAGACGCGGCAGCUCGAGGAUCUCGUGCAGCUGUUGAUCGAGUCGUGCUCCAAGUUCGGCGGGGCGAACGUGAUCCUCGCCAGCGACCACUUCCUGAAGCUCCUGGACGUCUUCCGGCCCCACCGCAAGGUCGAGAUCGCCAAGGAAUUGCUGGCGAACUGCGGCGGGCGGACGUCGAGGGCGGCGACCGUGUCCGACCCCGUGCUCGUGCACGCGAUCCUCGAGAUCGGCCGCGUCGCCCACGACGCCCUCGAUUCCCUGUCGCCCGACGGCGAGCGGCGCCACGUCGCGUCGCUCGUCUGCGGCUUCGUCGACGCCGUCGACUUCGGCCGCGACGUCGAAAGGCAGCUCGGCGUCUACGUCGAGUGCCGCGCGGCGUUCCACAACCUGGACCCCGUGCUCGACAAGGUCGUUUUAGAGGCCUGCCACCUCGCCAUGUGCUGCCGGAAAUGGGUCGCCGGCGGCCAGCACACGGAACGGACGCUGGGCUUCGCGAAGGCGUGUCUGGCGUUCUGCCACGUCACGAUCCCCUCCAUCGGCCGGUCGUUCCGCCGUCUAGAUCUCCUGGAGCACUGCGGCCACGUGGCGCUCUUGAACGGCUGCCUGCCCCACGCGGACACGUUUUUCAAAGCGGCGGUGACGCACAUCCCGGACGCGCCGCGCGCCGAGGCGUCGACGUACUUCGGCGUCGGCGAGGGCGACCGCGAGCCCCACACGGAGCCGCGCCUGGUCGCCUUCGUGACGAAGCUCGUCGGCGCGCUGGUGGCCGUCCCCGGCCACCCGGACCACGGGCCCUUCUACCUCGUCAAGGGGCUGCUGAACGCGCUCCCGAAAUACGAGCACUGGCAGAAGCACACGGGCGGCCGCGCGAAGGCGACGCUCGCGCUGCUCCCGCUGCUCGCGGCCUACGCGCAGCGGCGCCUGCCCUACACGGCGCCGGGCGUCGAGGCCAACGACGUGCUCUACGGCGGCGCGCCCGAGUACCUCGCCGAGCUG